GGUUUUAGAAAUGAUGCUAACAAAAUUCUCACUCAUAGUCAUGCUGGCUAUUGGUUUUGCAAUUUCUGAACUGACUCCACCACAGGAAUGGGUACGUAAAUGCACAGACAAGCUAGUCAACAACACUUGGAAAUCUGUGGGUUGCAAGGUGUUCGCUACCUCUUCUUGCCCUUCAGAACUAUUGGCAACUGAACAGAUGAUGUGUGCAUCACCCUACACUUUCACAGAAAUCAAGAGCUUGCAUAAUGCCUACGUAACCGAUAUCAUUGAAAGGACCGAAGACGACUGCUUUGCUGCGUGUUUCGAAAACGAGAGAUGCAUUGCGCUACAGUAUCUCAAAAAUACCGUGUGUUGGUUGUACGUCGUUGGACCUCAUUCAUUUGGGCCAAUACAAGGCGUCAAAAACUUCUACAGGCUGAACCGUGAUCCGAUAUAUCUGCCAAGAAGUGUGGCUAUUCCCAUGCUGUGAAGACGAGAUAUACGUAUCCUUUGAAGAGUUGUAAUUCAACUUAACCCAGCUUCUAUAAAACUUGCGCAUUAU
This is a messenger RNA of Cylicocyclus nassatus, 541 nucleotides long. The record is from the annotation of a GenBank genome assembly. NCBI's taxonomy places the organism in Eukaryota, Metazoa, Nematoda, Chromadorea, Rhabditida, Strongylidae.